Molecule: messenger RNA, 78 nt
Organism: Lachancea sp. 'fantastica'
Lineage: Eukaryota; Fungi; Ascomycota; Saccharomycetes; Saccharomycetales; Saccharomycetaceae
Source: the annotation of a GenBank genome assembly
AUGUUUAGGCUGUGCCAUACCAACUGCACUUGCGAAGAUUAUCUACCGGACCAUAUCUGGAAAACCAGCGGCUUUUGA